This is a messenger RNA of Mixia osmundae IAM 14324, 3090 nucleotides long. RefSeq lists its product as uncharacterized. The record is from RefSeq and is a predicted model, not a curated record. The transcript has 4 exons. NCBI's taxonomy places the organism in Eukaryota, Fungi, Basidiomycota, Mixiomycetes, Mixiales, Mixiaceae. Bases 243 to 2861 code for a protein of 872 amino acids. Gene Ontology annotation, molecular function: protein binding.
UGCUGGAAAUUGCCGGCGUGACGUCGUCGUCCGAUAGAGAUUGACAGCCAGGUUGUCGGCUGGUAAGGCUUGUAGAGCACAACUGUCACCCACAAGCAGCCAGCGGAGCAUCAUGGCUCGCGUCUGACAGGCUCAGCUGACGCUCACAGCCAGUUGUGACCAAACAAAGUGCCAAUCAUACGAGGACACAACACCGACCACUCGAGGCGCCUCAUCAAGCACGACACGGCAGGCUGGGCGGCAUGAGGUCAGAACCAAGCGGGCAGCACUUGCCCAUGCUCACCUUUGACACACGCUUUGGCGAGAGCGAAUUUGAUCUCGAGCCUCGUCCGCCAAGACAGACUUACAGAGACUCUGGAGCUAGCUCGACCUACUCGCUCGAGCAAGACAGGCACAAGCAACGAGACGGUCUCCAGCCUCAUCGUCUGACUGCUCCGACUGCCUCUCCUAGCAUGGAAAGACCAGACUCGAUGGCCUACGAUCCCAGAGAGCGCUGGUCUGCUCACUCUGAACACCCCGCGCAGCACCCUUGGACAGAAACAAGACAUUACAACUAUUCCUCGCCAAAUCUCGCCAAAGAGCCAACGGAGGACCAGAUACCUAAUCUGGACGAUCUCGCGAUGGACUUUGAUCGCGCCGCACUGGGAUCCUCGACAGAUCGUGGCCUGCAAGGCUCCUCAGCUGACCGCGAUCGCACACAGACAAGACCGCGACUGCCUAAUCUACCUCCUAAUCAAUCCGGCCAUCAUGACGCUAGCUUGCCCACCGCGCAACUCGUCUCUGGCCAGCGACACAGCGCGGACAGCUCCCGAUCCAGCAACAGCAGUACACAGCGUCACAAUCUCGGGCUGGCAGAAGACGAUCUCUCGCCCGUCGACGAGGCACCACCGCCGAGCUACGGCGACACGCCUUUCCCAGACGAUCAAGAUCCUGCUGAAGCCACGCUGACUGUGCCACGAGGUGAUGCAGAGCGAGCACAGAGAGACCAGUUUCGCCGUUCUGAUAGCACAGCAAGCACAAAUUCGGGACUGCCUUAUGACCAUACGAGUUGGAACGCGAGCGACGAGGGCACCGUCGGCGGUUCGACACUGAACUCAACGUAUCAGCCUCGUCUUGCAGACUACCGAUCGAGUGCAACGCCUACCGUAGCGCAGGACGAGGAUGGAGAGGUAUACGAUGCGCAGCACUCUCGACGACUGCGAACGAUGAGCAGCAUGAGCGCGCAGAGCCUGCCUCGACCGCAGCCACGUCAUCCCCACGACAGCUAUGGCUACUCCCAGCAGCAGGAACGCCCCUACUCCGGCCAGCAGACGCCCAUGGCAGGUCCCAGUCGAGCACCCUACAAUGGCCAAUCGCAGAACAUGGUCAAGAACGGUAGCGGACCGGGUCCAUAUUCUCCUCAACCGAUGCAACAGGCUUUCAUGCCACACCAACAGCAGAACCAAUACUACCAGCCGUCCACAGAGCAGAUGUCGAUGCCUGUGUUUAAUCCUGCAAUGAGUCAUCUCGGCCCUUCAGGUCAGCCCAUGCAUCCUGCUAUGUUGCGCAGCGCAGCCUCUGCAUCAUCGCUCCGGACCGGGCUGCCUCCGCCAGGUAGCGGACCAGUCAGACAAGCGCCUGCUGGCUAUGGGGUGAUGCCUCCGCCUCCACCCGCCCAGGCGCCAGCAUCACGGCGACCAGCAAGUCAGCAGACUCUUGCCCCUGUCACCAAGCAGUCCAUUGACGAAUACAGAAAUCGCAUCAAGGCAGAUCCUGAUCCUGAAGCGCAGUUCAAUUUUGCGAAAUAUCUCAUCGAAGCUGCGCGCCGCAUAGCGAGAGCAGGCUCAAAGGAUCGAGAUGACAUGAAGAACAACAAGAAGUAUCGAGACGCAUUGCUUGCAGAGUCACUCAAACUCAUCAAGAAGCUUGCUACGCAAGGCACGGGCGUCAGCAAGACGGCCUACGCGGAUGCCCAGUUUUUUCUUGCAAAUUGUCUUGGCAACGGUUCGCUUGGAUUGCAAGUCGACAUGGAAAAGGCCUACAACCUCUACGUACAGGCGUCGAAGCAGAACCAUCCUGCAGCAACAUAUCGCACAGCAGUCUGCAAUGAAGUGGGAGCAGGCACGCGCAAAGACCCCAAUCGAGCCGUUCUCUUCUAUCGCAAGGCCUGCGCGCUUGGAGACACGGCGGCCAUGUACAAGCUCGGCAUGAUCUUACUUAACGGUCUGCUCGGACAGCCUCGCAACCUCCGCGAUGCCCUCGCUUGGCUUCGAAGAUCAGCAGCACAAGCGGAUGAAGAUAACCCUCACGCGCUGCACGAACUUGGCUUGCUUUACUCUCGCAUACCACUCAAAGGCGAUACCCCCGGUCUCUACAAUGAGCUUUCUGCUCGUGAAUGCUUUUCGCAAGCUGCUCAGCUUGGCUACCCUCCGUCACAGUACAAGCUUGGCUCAUGCUACGAGUUCGGCGCGCUUGGGUGUCCUGUCGAUCCUCGACGCUCGAUCGCUUGGUAUACACGUGCUGCUGAACGCAACGACCCCGAGUCAGAGCUAGCACUAUCUGGCUGGUAUCUCACCGGCUCGGAUGGUGUGCUUCAGCAAAGCGACACUGAAGCCUAUCUGUGGGCUAGACGAGCUGCAAAUAAAGGCUUGCCAAAGGCCGAAUUUGCAUGCGCAUACUAUCACGAGAUGGGCAUUGGGGUGAAGCCAGAUCAGGACGAGGCGAGGCGCUGGUAUAUGCGUGCAGCAGCUCAAAACAACAAGCGAGCUAUGCAGAGACUCACAGAGCUCAAGAAGCUCGGCACGCAGCAACGAGCUGGUAAGCAGGGUCGCACGGCCAAGCCAACGCGCCAGGAUGCAGAGAAGGAAUGCGUCAUCAUGUAGUUACAUUGCAUUAACGGAUCAAAAUGGCUUUGUCUCUCUCUGCAGCCACUUGUAUGCGCGAGGAUCGCUGUCCUUAAGGAGCGGCGAAAGCUUCUCCAGUACCUCCUUAUGAUAUUCAUUGACCCACUGAACCUCUUGCGGUGUCAGCAAGCUCUUGUCGAUCAGACUCGUCUGAAUGGGACACUGUUGUAUAUGGGGCGUCAGCAGCGAACAUGCUGAUGACGCGUGG